AUGAUGGGGUCCCACGUGGGAUUGUCUGGGGGCAGCUGGCUCAUGCCCAGGGGAGUGCUGGGGGUGGCCUGGCAUUGCCCACCCCUCUGUACCGUCCCAUCCUCAUGGGAUCUGCCCCAGCCCUGCCAGCAGGGCUGGGGGGAACCAAGCAGAGUGGGGACUUCUCCACCCCAUCACCCUUCUGUUCUUCCGCCUGUGCACCCACCCGCCCACCUGUCUGUCUCUCCCUCCAUCCACCUGCCUACCCUGGGGGUGGUCCCCAGUCCUGGGCACAGGAACAUGCCUGUCCUUUGCCACUGUGGUCCCGGAGGUGGUGUGCACUGGGUGCUGUGGGGUGCGGUGCCUGAGCCAGGGGUGUGUUACCACCUCCCAGGGGUGACAGGAGCCACGUUGCCAUGGUGCUUGGUGCCAUUUUGUCGUCUUGGGGCCAAUAAAGGCGCCCGUUGUCCUGGGUAGAGUGCAGGCAUGAUAGCAGCAGGGGACAGAAGCUCACCUUCAGGAGUAGGAUUCAGACGUGCCCCAGCCCUCCACCCAAAAAUGCCAAAGCCCUUGCAGCCCCUCUCGCUCCUGGUCCUGCUCGUCCUCGCUGCCACCGCCCAGGGACAAGCUGGCACGGGCCCCAAGGUGCUGCAGCCGUGGCUCAUUGGCCUCACCGCCGUCGUCGUCUUCCUCUUCAUUGUCUUUGUGAUGCUGCUCAUUAACCGGUUCUGGAAUCUCAGGAGGCACAGGAAGGAGAACGACUACCCGGAGACCCUGGCGACUGACAGGCUGGGGCGCUCCGGCCACGUCAACCCGGCGGCUGAGAACUGGGAUGAGCAGAGCGAAGACAAGCAGGAGAGCAAGGCCACGUCCCUCUGAGUGUCCCCCGCGCCCUCUGCCCGCUCCGGAACACCUCUGGCGGGCGCCGCACCCUCACCCCGUCCGCGGGGCGGGAAUCCGCGCCGGGUUUCGGCGACAGCCGUGGCCACCGUGGCACCUCUCGCCCCGCGGCCGUCCCGGCUGUGAGCAAGACCCGGCGCGGAUCACCCGCUCGCCGGAGCGGAGCGGGGAGGGUGGGGGCCGGGGAUGGCAGCGGGGCCUUCCCGUGUCCCCCAGCCCUGGGCCAGGGAGGGGUCCUGGCCCGGGGGGACGAGGACAGCCCCAGUAAAGGCUUCCCCAGCCUAGCCCGGCGUCCAGCGUCUUGUGUCACCGUGCUGGAGAGGGGGCUGUCCGGCACCCCCGGGGCCGCUAGGACAGGGGACAUGGCAAGUUCCAAGCUGCCAUGCCUCAGCGACCUCGGCAGGGCAGAGCCGGUGUCCAGCCACAUCACUGCCCGAUCGCCCCGGACCGAGGGGUGGGCACCGAGGGGACACGGGGGGCUGGGGAGCACCGAGGGGUGGGGGGGCCUCACCUCCAUGGCUAUCCUGAGCAGUGCUUGGGGACAGGGACCGUGGGCACCGCGGGGGUGAAGCGCAGCUUCGGCCAACGCUGACCUACGGGUUAUGACAGUGACGUCACACCGCCAGGCGAUGACGUCACGCGCACCAGGUGGUGACGUGCCAUGGCCAAGGUCUGGAAACAGAGGACGUGGCAGCAGCUCCGAACCCUCACGUGAACCACGUCUGCCCCCACCCGUGUCCUGUCGCCACAUGUCCCCUCCCUGUCGCCCCGGGCCCUGCGGGGGUCCCAGCUCUCCCACCCUCCUCAUCCGGGCCAAGAGCUGUCAUGGGUGGGGGGCCUCCUCUGGGGUGAUGGGUGCCCCCGGCCUGGCAGGACUCUGCUCUCCCCGGUGCCCCCCAGUGCCCUCCUCCUCCGCUGAGACACCCGUGUUCUCCCCGGUUGGGCGCCAUGCCUCAGUUUCCCCCGGGGCAGCGAAGGAAGGGCGGAGGCGAGCUGGAGUUGAAGCAUAGCUUGUUUAAUUUUUAUACUUUUUUUUUUUGUCUUUUUUUUUUCUUUUCAUUUUUAUCUUUUUUUGUGUGUCGGUUUUUUCUUUUUUGUUUUUUUCUUCUUUUUUGUCUCUUUUUUCUCUUUUUUGCAUAGGGGAGGGGGGGGAACAACAACAACAAAAAAAAAAAACAACGGGAAAAAAAAACAACAAAAGAAACAAAACAAACGAACAGAAACCAAAACAAAAAACCAAAAAUCCGUAUCAGGGUCAGUAAGUGUAUGUAGGCAGGAGCGCUAUGGGUAAUGGCUGCGUACAAUGGUAUAAUCAAAUAUCGUGAAGCACCAGGGGGGCGGGCGGGGGCUCGGGGGGUCAUGCGGGGCCAGGGGGCGCGGGGGGGGCAGGCGGGGGGGCCCGGCCCCGGCUCGCGGCCCUGGUGCGCUGGCGGUGUGUAUCGGCUGCGGCAAAGCGAAAGCGAGAGUCCGGCGAACGAGUAAAAUAUAACUGCGGGAGGGGGCAGCCCCGGCCCCCCGGGGGGAGCGGGGACCCCCCGAAAAGGCGGGCGGGGCAGCCGGCGGCGCGGAGGCACUGCGGCGGGAUUUUUGGUUUGGGUAAGAGGCGCGGUCCGGCCGGCUGCCGCCUCGGCGCCUUUUUGGGGCGGUUUGUCUCCUUUUGCCGCUCUUUGCCCAGGGGUGGGAUUUCCCCCCACCCCGGCUCCACCUCCCGCCUGCCCCCGGGCAUCGCACGGGCCGCCCAGCGGGGCACGGGGGUGCCUAGAGCGGCACCCAUGGGCCGGGGCACCCGUGGGCAUCGCUUGGGGCACCCAGCGGGGCAUUCAGGGGUACUGCUAGAGGCACCUGUGAGCACCACUGGGGGCACCCAGAGAGGCCCUCGAGGGCAUCACCUGGGGCGCCCAAGGGACACCCAGAGGGACCCCCAUGGGCACCCACAGGGGUACCCGGUGGGGCACUCCCGAGGGGGGCAGAAAGCAGCAAAUUCCAAACUCUGAGUACAAAAAUAAACAAACAAAAUAAACAAACAAAAACAAGAAAAAAACCAAAACAAAAGCCCAAACCCCAAGAAACAAGACAUAUAUAUAUACAUAUAUAUAUGUAUAUAUAUAUGAGAUUUUAUAUAUAUAUAUAUAUUCCUUUGCGAUUUAAAGUACCUUAACUGUGUGGGGGCCCGCGCCCCCCCCCCCCCGGACCUGCAGCCCCAUAUAUAUAUACGUGGAGAUAUAUAUAUAUAUAUAUAUAUGUACAGGUUAUUUGUUUUAUUUAUAGGUCACAAAGACUAUUUUUAAUUAAUUUUUUAAGCCGACGAGCCCGACUAAAAACCCUCUAGGAGAGACUGUAGUGCAUGAAACCCCCGCGGUGAUUGUCGAGCGGAGUCCCCUCGUAUCCCCAUCCUGCGGGGGACCCCCCCCGAAACUUCCCCAGGCAUGGGGUGUCCUCCACCCCGGCUUUGCGCUCACCCCGACCGUGGCCAUCGAGGCCGCCAGAAGGUAAAAAAAAGAAGGGAGAAUGGUUAAAAAAAAUUAGAAAUAAUAAAAAUGAGUGGUGCCCCCCCCCCGGGGAGGGACCAGGGGGUGUUGCAUAUUCCCUUUGGGCAGAGCCGGGGGUGGGGCCCCGGGGAGUGUCGGGGGAGCAGUGCAAAGACCCCGGGGGCACGGGGGGCUCCCCGGCCCCGCAAGGGGAAGCCCCCGGCACGCUCCCCCCAGUGCCGCCCUACGGGCUGGGGGGCGUCGAGUUGAUACUUUUUUGCUUUUUAUUAAUUUGGUUUAAGGUGCUUUUCUUGCCGAGGGCGGGUUUUGGGGGGCUGCGGCCGCAGCCCGGCCGGACUUGGUGCCGGCCCGAGGGUGAGGAGGCAGCAAAAGGGGGCAGGGGACGGUCCCGGAGGUGUCCCCGCGGGGGCAGGGGGUGCCGGGCCUUCCUCGGGGCGGGGGGGGGCUCAGGCCCGAGGGGCGCCAGCGCCCCUCGCCUCCCCGGGGCUGGCCGAAGGGGCUGCCCCAGUGCCCCCGCUCCUUCCCUCCACUGCCACUGUCACCGUUUAAAAAUGCUUUUUUUAUUUUAAUGAUUUUUGCUUUGAGCUGAGCCUUUUCCAGCCUUACUACCCCCCCCUUUUUUUUUUAUUUUCUAUUUUUAAAAAAAAUCUCUCUUUUUUAUUUUUUAAUUUUGUCUUUUCUUCCCCCCUCCUUUUUUUUUUUUUUUUUUUUUUUUUUUUUAUUCUAUUUUUCAUUUCUCCCCCCAGCCGGACACCGCCCCCGUUCCCUCCUUGCAUUGUCUUUGCAGAAAUCAAUACUGCACCUUGCAUAAAGAAGCGUCUCCCAGGGCUCCUCCCAAGGGUCUGGGACCCUCAAAUCAGCCUGAACUGUGGGCGAAACCCGGCGGGACGCGAGCAUCCCGUCACUCCCCCACUAAUACUUUUGGACACCAAAAAACCCCCAAACAAACAAACAUAACAAAAAACAAACCACACAAAAAAAAAUCAAAACAAAUAAAAAACCAAACAAAAAACCACCAGAAGACCCAAAAAACCAACCAAACCAAAAAUUAAAGAUUGUUGACGACGACGUUUCUUUAUGCCCGACCAGCAGCGCUGCCGGUGCCACCCGCCCGGUGUCACAACCCACGUCAGUACUCAGCCUCAGGAGGUUGGGGGGGGUCUCUCCAGCCGGCGGAACGCUGGGGUUUUAAGGCAAAUUCUGGGGUUUUAGGGGGUGUCGGGCCCCUGCUCGGUAGCGGGCGCAGCAGCGAGAGGCGGAAAGAAGGCACCUCCUGCCAGUCCCUGCUGCGCCAGCCGGGUCCCCGCGGGUGAAGCCGGUGGGGUGGAGGUGGGGGGAGGCUGUGACCCCCAGACACCAGCCCGGGGGGGUCACAGCUACAUUCACACGGUUCCAUUCCUGUCACGAGAGCAGCUGGGCUCAGCCCUCCCGGCCCCCCAUUGAAAACCAAUUUAAAAGUGGGGGUCCCCUAAGGGGGAGGGGCGGGACCCUGUGGCCCUCCCUUAAGGAUCAGCCCUGCAGGGUCCGUGCCUGCUCCUCCCCGCACGGACCCCGCCACAGCCCGGUCAGUCUCGCCGCGCCGGACACCGGGUCCCCCCCGAGCCUUCGGGGGGAUCUCUGGCCCGGGGGUCCCUGCCGCCUCCCGCCUCGCUGCCUUUGGUUGCUGAAAGCAGAAAAAAAACCAAAAACCAAAAAACAAAUCAAAAGCCCCCAAAAGGGAAAGAAAACAAACAAAAGAGAGGCAAAGCAAAGGGGUGGCCGCCCCCCCGGCCGGCCCCCCCAACAGCUAUUGCAUAUUCCGGUGUGUUGGCGCAGAGGAUGCAUCGGUAUUACCAACUGGAAGACGUUUCUGAGGGGGAAAAUCGGUUUGAAAAGAAGAAUAGAGAGAAAAAGGGACUUUUCCGGCCGAGAAGAAGCCAUGCAGGAGGCGAGGGGGGGGCAGCGGCCCCCGGCCCCCCCGGCCCCCCGGGAGCCCCGGGCAUGCAGCGACUCCCUCGCACUGAUAUCGGGUCCAGUAAUACUUAGGCUUCGAAGGCAAGGCACAUCAUGUGGUAUAAAAUUUCGUGCAAAUUAGGAAAACAUGGAUUUUUUUUUUUCUUGUGUGUUUUUUACGGCUUUUUUUAUACAGACUUUUUUUGGGUUUUUUUUCUCCUUUUUUUUUUUCUUUUUUUUUUUUUUUUUUCUUUUUUGUCUUUUGCUGAAGGGGAAGGUAGAGCCGGUUAAUAAGAGUCUGCCAUGCACAGCAUCAGCCAGCCGCGGCUGGGUUGAGCCAGGUCACCAGAUCCUGUUAAAGCACCAUGCAGUUUAUUUGUCUUUUUUUUUUUUUUUUUUUUUUUUUGUCUUUUUGUCUUUUUUUUCCAUGUGUUUCUUUUCUCAGAUCUUUUUUUUUUAAAAAAAACAAGUUUCCCUCUCCGCCGAGCACUUUUUUUUGUUGUGUUUUCCUUUUUCUUUUUUCUUUUUCUUUUUUUUUUUUUUUGGUGGGUUUUCUCCUUUUCUUGUCCUUUUUGAUUAUUUUUCUGUCUCCCGGGAUUUCCUGCGUCAGCCCUUUCCCUGGUGCCUCGUUGUGCCGACCCGGGGGGUGGGAAGCGGGGGGAAGCGGGGGGAAGCAGGGGCCACUGGGAUGGGGGAUGCGAUGCCGGUGGUCCUCGGGGCGCACUGGGUGCCAGGGGAGGGGGCCAGGCGGGGUGGCGACGGUGGCCUUGGUGACAUUCCCAGCUCCUGGACAUCCCACGGUGGCUUCUCUCCAUCAUCACCCUUCGGGCGUCCCCUGAGGCAGACAUCCUUUGGGGAUCAGUCUCCUCGUCUCGCUGGGGACAACGGGCACUUCGUCCUCUUCCUCCUCCUCGCCUCGGCCGUAGCGGGAGUCCCUCUGCUCUAAGGCACUGCCACGUCCCUGCGUCCCCUUCCCGGCCACGCUGUCACCGCACGGGACGGGGACGGCCGAGCGCUUCCUCCCGCGCUGCCCCCGGCCGGGGGCUCCUCCGGGAAGGCCGGGACCCCUCCCCGCCGCAGUUCAGGCACUUGACACGGGGUCAGGGGCUGCCGGGGACACCGGGGGACUUCGAGGGGCUCCGGGGGGCUGGUUCUAGCCUCGCCGUCGCUCGGGCUUCUUUGUUCCAUCCUUCUGUAUGCAAAAACAAACAAACAAAAAACCAAAAAACCAAAAAAAAAACCA
Messenger RNA from Prinia subflava (tawny-flanked prinia), 6543 nucleotides. RefSeq names its product small integral membrane protein 24 (gene SMIM24). NCBI's taxonomy places the organism in Eukaryota, Metazoa, Chordata, Aves, Passeriformes, Cisticolidae. The record is from RefSeq and is a predicted model, not a curated record.